Molecule: messenger RNA, 1323 nt
Organism: Engraulis encrasicolus (European anchovy)
Lineage: Eukaryota; Metazoa; Chordata; Actinopteri; Clupeiformes; Engraulidae
Gene: mrpl3
Product: mitochondrial ribosomal protein L3
Exons: 10
Coding region: 141-1208 (355 amino acids)
Biological process (GO): translation
Cellular component (GO): ribosome; mitochondrial large ribosomal subunit
Molecular function (GO): structural constituent of ribosome
Source: RefSeq, a predicted model, not a curated record
AAGUUGCAGAGGUGACAUUUUCACAACAGGACAAAUGCAGAAUGAGAACGGCAUGGGUACUUCGAUAGCAUUAUAAUGCCUAAAACGACAAUUGCUUAAAUCAGUGCACAAUACAAAAUCAAUAUAUACAUAUUUCAGAUAUGGCCUCCUUGGCAUGUAGGGCUUUUAGGAUUAAGGAUCCAUUUCUUCGCGUAACACAUGGACUUUCUGCUGCUCCAUCCAUAGUUCCAGUAACGUUAACCACAGAAGGUUUUGUGCCCGUUGCUCAGUUCGUGAGGACGAUCAAAAGCACGACCUGGUUCGAUGAGCACCUCACGGAAGACAGCGGCAAGUUCAUGCGGCGAGAAGUCCGCGAGGACUUCAAACAGAUGUCAGCAGACAGGCUCAACCCCCUGAAAGACGAGCCAUGGCCCCGACAAGAGUGGGAAGAAGGCAGUCGAAGGGUGGGGCUGAUCGCCCUCAAGCUGGGGAUGAUGCCCAUUUGGACUAAGUCUGGGGAGAGGCACGUCGUCACCAUGCUUCAGGUUAAAGAAUGCCACGUGUUGAAGCACCUGUCCAAGGAGGAGCAUGAUGGUGUUCGGCCAGCGCUGAUGGUCGGAGGAAAGGACUGCUCGCCCUUUCAUAGGUCGGAAGUGUCCGUGGAGUUCUUCCGGAAUGCUGGAGUUCCUCCCAAACAGAAGGUGUCGACAUUCCGAGUCACAGACAACGCCCUUAUCAAACCAGGCACUCCUCUUUAUGCUGCUCACUUCCGGCCCGGACAAUAUGUAGACGUCACCGCCAAAACUAUUGGGAAGGGUUUCCAGGGUGUCAUGAAGCGCUGGGGGUUCGGAGGGCAGCCGGCGACUCACGGCCAGACCAAGACACACCGCAGACCGGGAUCACUGGGGCCUGGAGGGGAUCCUGCGAAGGUGUGGAAAGGCAAGAAGAUGCCGGGACAGAUGGGCAACACCUGGGCAACACAAUACGGCCUGAAGGUUUGGAGAGUCAACAACAGAUUUAAUAUUUUGUACGUGCACGGCUCAGUUCCCGGACACAAGAACUGCUUGGUGAAGGUUCGGGACACUGCGUUACCUGAGUGGUCGUCUCAGGUGCAAUCGCUGCCCUUCCCCACGUACUUCAGAGACGGAGACGAGAGGCUGCCCGAAGAUCUCUACGCAGACGACAUGAUACAAUACACACAGGAGGAAGAGGAGACCGCCGCAGCCUGAACACACACACAUACACACACACACACACACACACACACACACACACACCUCUACGCAGACGACAUGAUACAAUACACUCAGGAGGAGGAGGAGACCGCAACAGCAUGAACACACA